UCUUUCCUGUCUAGGUAUAUGCUCACGCGAUUUUAGAAGCUCCGUCUUUUUAUUUUUUAGUCCUACGAAGAAACAAGUUAAACAUGGCACCAAAGCCUAUCUGGGGGGCUAUCAGUUCUUACUUCUACCCUGAAGUCGAUGAACCUCAGACGGCUCUGAGCCCAGUCCCGGCCGCAAACGAUAAUAUCGAUGAGGAUGGGUGGAUGCUUGUUGGACCAAAGAGAGCACCUUCACCUGAUGCCGAUGAGGUUGGCUCAGUGAUAAUGGUCAAUCACGGCUGCGAAUCUGAUGACGAGGAACCCUGCUCGAAGAGAAUUUGUGAAGAGCAGCAAUUGGAGAACGUUUCUGAGAAGGAACACGUGGUUAAACACGUCAAACAGCUCAACCUUGUUGAGCAGAUGCUGUUCCAGCACACUGCUGCUGCCUCCGCACAAAGGGCCACCAACCCCAAGAACUCCUGGAAGGCAAGAAACUCUACCUUCAACAAAACCAAGCAGAACCGCAUGAGAAGCGCCAACCGUAACCCUGGCCGACGAUCUUGUUAGUUUCAAUUUAGUGUCUAAUUGUCCUUUUAUCUCCGGACGUUAGUUUUACUCGGACUGUGGCGGCCAAGCUCGGGCUUCGUUUAAUAUCGGGCUCAAAAUAACAAAAAAAUUAUUAAAAUGAUCAGAAAAUGUGUGAAAAUAGUACUUUUUAUCUCGGAGUUACUCUAGUUACGAUAUAUCUUGAGCAUUCGCACAUCGGAUUCAGACGUUGUAACAAUUUAUUUCACCCUUUUUGUUUCGUUUGGCUGGCUUGCAUGAUUGUUUUGGGCUAAGAAGACAGAGAAAAUCCCGGCCAAACAAUCUUUAGGUUUAAUUUUCCCUUGCCUAGACUCUGAAUUGAAUUGUCUAUAUAAAUUGUUGGUUAUAUAUUAUGAACUUGCUUAUGUAUAAUGCUGUAUUUGCUGUAAGAUAUUUCGAGUAUGAAUUAGAUUUUUUCAUGUUAUGUAUUUUGGUGUACAAACUAUUAAUUAUUACAAUAUUAUAAAAUAUUUUUACCCUGUUGAUUGUCAAAGACUGUACAUAUUGUUUUAUUUUGGAGGCAAGGGAUUCAUUUAUCAAGAUUUGAGCAGAUUGUUCUUGAAUUCUGUUUGGAACCAUUAAAACUUUCCCUUUUCGUAUAUAUUUUCAAAUUAUUAUCUACCAUUCAUGUUUAUUAAUAUGAAUAUGAAUAUGAAUACUUGAAUAGAUUGUAAAAUUGAAGUAGAAAAGUUUAAACUCGGCAACUUAAAUUCAA
Molecule: messenger RNA, 1278 nt
Organism: Bolinopsis microptera
Lineage: Eukaryota; Metazoa; Ctenophora; Tentaculata; Lobata; Bolinopsidae
Exons: 3
Coding region: 84-545 (153 amino acids)
Source: RefSeq, a predicted model, not a curated record